GCGGAUCCUGUCUGGUGGUUCGGUUACAGUAGAUGCCAAGAUGGCUGCAAGCAAUUAUUAUGGGUUCACUCAUGGUGCCGGUCCGCAGUACAGGUAAUUACAUAGCUGCUGGCUAUGGGUAGCAUGCACUCAUCCCGAGUCGUCGCCCCGUCUUCUUGCGACGAGUAUGCCUCCAAACGCCUCAUUGCUGGUGCGAUAUUGCUAGCUCGAGGCCUUGGGAGUGCAAUGGAUAUGCUAGCCAGAUUAGUUAGCUAACUACUGACUGUUAACCAGCAAAGCAGGUUCCAGUCUUGCCCGGCUAGGGAGCGCUUCGCACUUGGAAUAUAAUGAAACCUCAUAAAACUCUCAUUCGUUUGGCAAAUAUGAUUAACUGGCUACAGUUGCUAGCUUAAUAUGUAUGGUAAAAUGGCUAGCUAGUUAGCUUUUUUUCCCUAGUGGCAGGGACGCACGAAUUAGUUGACUUCCCGAGGUGUAAUCAUUAGUCCAAACGAUUGCGUUUUGCGAAGACAACUAAAGUUUCUAUUAUUGGACACAUUAAGAUAGUUCCCUCCCAGUUUCGUUCUGUUUGCUUCCGUUUAAGAAACGUUUUCGUUUUGCAACAAUCGGCGUAAUGAAUACGCCCCUGGUCAGCUUCAAACUAGCAGUCACAUUUUGGGCGAAUAUGCUAACAUUUGAGGCCGUUCAGUUGUCGAACGUUGGCGUUGCACAUAGAAACGCCAUGAAUAGAGCCAACAUGAUUCCUUGUUCUAAAUGUAGAGGCAUGUUUGUUCUACAUAACAUAUUUCUAUAACUACAGGACUCCUGAUAUCUCCAGGAGUGAUACGUAUAAUUGUUUGUCUAUCUGUUGUGGUCUAGUACUGUCUUUUUGCUAGCUAGGACCAUCUACUUUAAGUGCUGCCCUUCUUCCCAGUAGCCACUUGGUGUGUGAACUGCUGAACCCUCAUAACUUGCAGAUGAUUGUUGACACAUCAACCAUGAUUAAGGGGCAGGGCAAUUUGUGACUGUUGUGGUUUUGGUAAUCAGUGUAUCAUUGCCGAAACAAAGAUGGCUCUGCCGAGUUAUUCCAGGAAGGAAAGAGCGGAAGACUCCACACCACUCUCUCACUUGUGUAUCUUACCUAGUUAUUUUCAGAUGUCAUUUUGCUCUUUUGUAGCCUUGGCAACUCUGUAUGUUUUCUAUCCCAGUUCGCUCCUCUACCUGUAGGCUUUACAGACUCUCCCCACCCGUUGGCUGCAACCCUUCUAAUUUAGUGUACCAUGCUCAGCCUAUGCUGCCCUUCAGUCCCUAGAAUUUUUGGCCCUGACGGAGACAUGAAUCACCCCAGAGAACACUGCUACUCCAGCUGCCCUACAUGCAAAAUGUGUAGAAUUGUGGGAAAUUUGCUUUGAAACUGCCAAAUCUUCUCUCCGCCAACAAGAGGGGUGUGAACAGUUUGGUGUUGCAUGGGUUGCGAGGUAGGGGUUUGUUACUACGCCGAUAAAUUACAUUAUCCAUCUGGACUUUUGCCACCUAGGAAAUUUGUGUGACCGGACCUUCUCAAAUAGUACUUGAGUACCCCUGUCCUAGAUCUAUCCGCUGCCUUUGACACCGUGAACCAUCAGAUCCUCCUCUGCACCCUCUCAGGGCUGGGUGUCUCAGGCUCUGCACACUUGGAUUGCAUCCUACCUGGCAGGGCGCUCCUACCAGGUGACGUGGAGAGUAUCUGUGUCUGCACCACUUACUCUCACUACUGGUGUCCCCCAGGGCUCGGUUCUAGGCCCUCUCCUCUUCUCUCUAUACACCAAGUCACUUGGCUCCGUCAUAUCCUCACAUGGUCUUUCCUAUCAUUACUAUGCGGAUGACACUCAACUACUUUUGUCCUUCCCCCCUUCUGACACCCAGGUGGCGAAACGCAUCUCUGCGUGCCUGGCAGAUAUCUCCGCUUGGAUGUCGGCCCAGCACCUCAAGCUCAACCUCGACAAGAGGGAGCUGCUUUUCCUCCCGGAAGAAGGCCUGCCCGCUCCAAGACCUCAACAUCACGGUUGACAACUCCAUGGUGUCCCCCUCCCAGAGUGCAAAGAACCUUGAUGUGACCCUAGACAACACCCUGUCGUUCUCAGCAAAAAUGAAAGCAGCGACUUGCGCCUGCAGGUUCAUCCUCUACAACAUCAGUAGAGUACGAUCCUACCUCACACAGGAAGUGGCGCAGGUCCUAAUCCAGGCACUUAUCCUCUCCCGUCUGGACUACUGUAACUCGCUGUUGGCUGGGAUCCACGCUGAUGCCAUCAAACCCCUGCAACUUAUCCAGAACGCUGCAGCCCCCCCCCCCCAGUAUUCAGGUUACACAUUUACCAUUUAGAGAUGCCCUUCAUAAAUGUCAGUGCUUCACUUGGUAUUGACAGAGCGUUUUCCGUUUCCAUUGUGCCUCAUUCUUCCCUCCAUCUUGUCUCUGUCCCCACAGCGUUCAGCCUCCACCGGCCUUUGCCCACCCUACCACAGCCAGCUACGGUGUCCAGCCGGCCCCUGCCGUGGCCCAUGCAGUGACCGCCUCCUAUGCCCCUGCCCCUGCACAACCAGCCAGGCCCGUGGCCUCUGCCCCCUACCUGGCAGCAUACCAGACCCACUCUGCCCCCCCAGACUAUGGCUACCGGCAGCCGGACCCUACGCCCCAACCCACCACCACCCCACAGGCGUACCAGCUACCGGUAUACACCGAAACGGUCAGUCCUAUUUCCAUUCUUUAGCAUCCCGUUGCAUGCUGUCAUCGUCUUUUUAUCUAUUAGCUAUUGUAUAUAAAUGCAAGUACCUGGGGAGAGUUUUAGAUUGUCCAAGUCACAUUAAUCCUGUGUAGCUCAGUUGGUAGGGCAUGGCGCUUGCAACGCCAGGGUUGUGGGUUUGAUUCCCACGGGGGACCAGUAUGAAAAUGUAUGCACUCACUACUGUAAAUCGCUCUGGAUUAGAGCGUCUGCUAAAUUACUAAAAUGUAAAGAAAAUGUGCUCUAUUUUGAACACUAUUUGCUAUGCAUAUUUACUCUGUAAAACAACCUUUCAGGAUAACUACAGUUACGGACGCCCACCUGCAGUCACUAGUUAUGAGACUAAGCAGUACUACCAGACAAGUAUAGCUCCAGCCCAGCGGACACCAACAGAAGCUUACUACCAGACAGGUGAGUCAUUGUCAACCUUAUUCCCAUACAUAAUCACACAAAGAAAAUCAUUAACACUGCAAUGCAAGAGCCACCGAUUCAUUUGAAAUGUUCUCUCUUGUCUGAACAUGACAAUACAUAGUGUUUUUACUGUCUUAUACACUAUUCAUGAGAACAUACUACUGUGCAAAAGAACUUGGCUGCUGAUGUACUGCAAAAGCCAGUAUAUUGAAUAUCGUGGAACUGGAGCCAAGCCUGUUAAACAACACUGUGAUGAUGAUGUCUUUCCCUUUCCUGUAGGUGUGAAGAGUGGCUACAGUCCAGUCAGCACAGUGUACAGCCAGCCCCCUCCACCACAGAGGCAAGUCACAGCUUUAAAGCCUCUGGCCCCCGCUAGCUCAGUGUCCACCAGCUACAACAUCUACCCAGUGUCCACCAGUGUUCAGCAGCCUCCAACCCCCAUCUCGUCUUACACCCCUUGCUCCUCCUUCAACUCCACAGCUGCCACCUCCUACUCGGGUAAGAGAUAGAGCUUAUUCCCACACCGCCAGAACUCCACAUUUAACCCCAAGGAUCAACCCUUGUGAAAUUCAAGCAAGCACUGCUUGCAUAUUUGUCACAGCAUAUGUGUUUUUAGUGUGACCCCCUUCUGCCCCGUCUCAACUCUCCAUCUCUCACCUUAGGCAUCAGCUACUCUACCUAUGACUCGAGUGGCUACACUUCCACCCCCUCCUACUACCAGCCUGCACAGCUUUCCACUCCCCAGCCGCCCCCCCAGCAGCCCCAGCCGUCCAUGCAGCCACCUCACAAGCAGCUCACCAGCUCCUCCUGGAGCAACGCGGGGAGCAACAUGGUGACUGCUCCCACAGUCAAUGCCUACAAGAAGCCCAUGUUCCACCAGAACAGGCUGCAGAAGCCCAAAGGGCCACCCAAGCAGCCCCAGCUGCACUACUGUGACAUCUGCAAGAUCAGCUGUGCUGGCCCGCAGGUAGUGGUGAACUGUGUGGGUGAUAUGUUAUGAGAUGGACAGGUCAUUUGUUGGCAACGGACAUAACGACAACAGAGUCAAAUGAAUGUACAGUAUUUUAACAUGCAACAGUUAAACAUGUAACGUGCCUAAGGUGAGACAUACUGUAGAAACACAGGAUGGACAUUCAAUGUUUUUUGCAGGUUUGUUUUUCUAGGUAUGUUGAAUUAACUGUUGUUAAAUGGUUUUCUCCGCAGACAUACCGGGAACACCUCGAGGGCCAGAAGCACAAGAAGAAGGAGGCAGCUCUGAAGGCUGGCAGCGCGGGGGGGAGCAACGGGCCCCGGGGGAUUCAGACCCAGCUGCGCUGUGAACUAUGUGACGUUGCUUGCACUGGCGUAGACGCGUACGCCGCCCAUAUCCGAGGGGCCAAGCACCAGAAGGUAGCACAGCUGCACUGACAGGAGGAGCAACAUCAGGCAGCUAGCUAGCUAAUUGAUGCACUGUUUAGCUAGCUAAUUUGUCUAGAUCAGCUCUGUGAUAGUUGCACAUGUUGGUGUAUCAUUAGUGUAACACUUUUAAUCAGGUAUUUGUGAUAUCCCACCUCACAAUUUUUUAUAAUGUGUUAUUUCUCUCCUUCACCCUGUGUAGGUGGUGAAGCUCCACACCAAACUAGGCAAACCUAUACCGUCAACUGAGCCCAUUUUAGUGAACAAUGCUCCAAUUAUCUCAACGUCGACCGCUGGGAAGACGACCCCUAUUGUCGUCAAGGCAGCUGCACCUGUAGCGCCACCCAAACCGGUGGUCGUAAACGCCGUCAAGGCCCCAUUAUCUGUGAAGAAGCCAAUCACACCCAAAAUAACCCUUCUUGGUAAGUCUUCCAAAAAAAUCAGUUUUUAGUAGUUGGGAUUAUGAUAUUAUCUGUGCUGACAGAUUAAACCAAUGAUGGAUCAUUUAAGCAGUAAUUCUGGACUCACAAACGGCACUUCUAAGUUGCACCUUACUAAUAUUUGGCCUUCCUCUUGACAGCCAACAAGCCUGCCACCCCUCCAUCAGCCAAGGUGGAUGAGGCCAAGCAGUCAGCAACAGUUUCUAAGAGCGAGACCACGAGUGACGAUGAGGAUGGAGAUGGAGUGGGGGGACAAGGGGACGUCCAGCCUGUGGGACAUGACUAUGUGGAGGAGGUAGGAGUUAUUUUUAAUGUAUUUGUAUUCACUAAUCAUUUUGUAAAAGAUGCGAAGGUUAUGGUAUGUUCUAAUGCAAGUUUCCGUUUUGAUGAUGGGAAGGUGCGUAAUGAUGAUGGGAAGGUGAUUCGCUUUCACUGUAAACUCUGUGAAUGCAGUUUCAAUGACCCCAACGCUAAAGACAUGCACCUGAAGGGACGCAGGCACCGGCUGCAGUACAAGGUAAGAUGUUUCUAGAGCUAACCGCUAUGUACUACAAUGCACUUAUUGUGCUGGCAAAAUUUAUUGACUGAAAAACAUAAACAUUGAACCCUGUGACCUGUUGUACAAGCAUGUCAAGUCACUGCAAAACUAUCACCACUAGAUGGCAGACUUUGUUUAGGCAGGAUGUAGACAUUGCUUGCAAUGUCCUGUAGCCCCCUUGUCAUUUGGCUCUCAGUUGAAUUAUGUCAUUCACAUUUACAUCUACACAUCAAAUUAUAAUUUAUUUCCAUUAUGGCUCUAUGCCUACCUCUCAGUUCGAGAGCCUGCUACUCACUAGGUGUGUGAGUGUGUGUGUGAAUGUAUGAAUGACAGCUAUUGACAUUGUUACUAUCCCUUCCUUCCCCUCCUAUAGAAGAAGGUGAACCCAGAGCUGCCGGUGGAGAUCAAGCCCAGUAACCGGGCAAGGAAACUGCAGGAGGGCAAACUGAGGAAACAGAAACAGAAGGCUGUGCUGAAGAGACAAAGGGAUGAUGAGCAGCGCUGGCACUUGGAGAUGAGGUCAGAGCCAGACAGCAGCUGGCACACAGAGAUGAGGUCAGAGUCCUUGCUUAGGCAUAGAUCACGCUUACUCACCCCAAAAACCUAGUGUCAUCCAUUUGGGGGUUAAAUGGAUAGUGUGAGAUUUUGGCAAUUAAGCCCUUUUCUACUUACCCAAAGUCAGAUGAACUCAUGGAUACCAUUUUUAUGUGUCUGCGUGCAGUUUGAAGGGAGUUGCUAACUAGCGUUAUCGAAAUUGCUAACUAGCAUUAGCGCAGUGACGAAGUCUACAGAUACAGCUGUACCUGUAGACUUCCAGUCAUUGCGCAUCGUAGCUAUACUUAUAGACAUCCAGUCAUUGCGCUAACGCUAGUUAGCAAUGGCUCGCAAAACUACCUUCAACUUCCUUCAAACUGCACGCAGAGACAUAAAAAAAAACGUAACCCUAUCCAUGAGUUCAUCUGACUGGGUAAGUAGAAAAAGGACUUACGGUCUGAGCAGUGCUUAGGGGUAACUUCUUCCUAUAGUGUUUUUUCUUGGCCAUGAUUUCAGAGGAAGGCAGAGCAGGGGAACCCUGCUGCUGGGUCCACUACCCAUAUCGUUCUGAAGCCCAUGCUCUCAGUGUGGUUCAACCACAAGAGAAUUCCCCUGCCUUCCUCAGUAAUAAAGAAAUGUUCCUCUUAUUAUGCCAGUUCCCAUUUUCAAUACAUUUCCUCCUAAUAUCGUAAUAUAGAAUGCCUGCAACAUCUUAAGUGAUGAGAACUCUUGAUUCCUCCAGCAUUAUCUGGCCAAAUGCCUUUCAACAGUCUCAAAGAUGCUCCUGAUCAGCAUUUUCACCUAACAGACAGGUAUCUCAGCAGAAGAAUCUACCCAGUCUGAAUAUUUAAUAAUCCUGUGCUGUAUGUGUCUCCUCUGCCAGGCGCUAUGAGGAGGACAUGUACUGGAGGAGGAUGGAGGAGGAGCAGCUAUACUGGGGGGAGCAGAGACACAGGAUGCCCCCCCCUCCACUCAUGAGCCGGCCUGGCAUGCCAGUGCCCCCCCUACUGGUGAAAUCAAUGAUUAAAUCCAAUCAAUCAAUCAAUGUUCGGUUUACAUGAACUUGAUCGCUAGAGGAAAAACUGGUGCAACCAGGAUUUAUGUAUUUAGCUUUUCAGUUUGUUUCCAGAAGUGUUUCGUUGUAGAGAGCACCUGGUUUUAUUCAGCUCUUCUCUUCUCCCCUUAGCAGCCUGUGCGUCGGCCGGACUCCCCAGACGACCGCCACAUCAUGGCCAAACACUCCACCAUCUACCCUGUGGAGGAGGAACUGCAGACGGUGCAGAGGAUUGUGUCCCACUCUGAGAGAGCCCUCAAACUGGUGUCUGACUCCCUGCUGGAGAAAGAGCCCCCCGCUGCUGCUCCUAAGACUGAUACAGAGGCUGAUGCUGGUGAAAAAGGGUAAGAGCUAUAUGGGUUUUGUACUAGUUCUCUACCUCGUUAUCUUUCUCUCUGUUUCUCUAAAUCCAUCUCACUUCCACACACAAUGUUCUAUACAACACAUUUCCAUUGGAAUGUUCUGUAAUGCUGUACCCUCCUGAUGUGGGCCAUGGGCAAGUAGUAGGGCUGGGUGCUGCUUUAAGAUUGCAAUCGUCUUUCGACGAUGUUUGACAGCCAUCGUCGAUGGUGAUGACAUCGUGAUGCCACAAAUUAUGGUUUUAGCAUAUUUGCGUUUGUUUGCUGCACAACAGCGCAGCGCAGUGAGCACACAGCAGGACGACAUGCAAAAAGGCCUAUUCCCUAUUUGCCAUAGCCUAAUACAUUUCAAUACUUAUGUGGUAGUUAGACUUCACAUAAUGCAAAAGAUAAUGUAGAUUGUAGAAAGAGCAGAGAGCACCAAAGCUGCGCAAAAUGUCAGAUCGGGUCUAGUGUGUGUCCCCAAUGUCGGAUGAUCAUGGGUGUUUUGCAGUGGGCACUCCGUUGUCUGAUAAUUUCCCCUUUUCUCUCCAAUCCCUGUUCGAUUUUAAAUGUGACUUGUCAUACUAGCCUACUCUUUCACUAUCAACAUCAAAUUAAUCUAUAGGUCUAACGGAGUUCCAUCUCAAAGUUGUUUGUGAAUAUCCUGAAUAAAAACAUAGUUAUAAUGAGAGAGAGAGAACAAAGCAAGAUGGACAAAUCGAAUAGGAAGUUUAAACUAACCUGGUACGUUUCUGCUUUACUUGACCAAAGUGUAGGCAAAAUAAAUUUAGCAGACGGAAAAUCCCUCCUUGCAAACCAAAAAGCCAAUAAUAUAGGCCUACACACAGUCUACUGUCAAUAAAAGUUGCAGUAAAAGUUACUUUGACAAGUUAAACGUAUAAACGAAUAUGUAUAAAACUGUUGACGUGUUUAUUACUGUCCUUGAAUUGUCUAACGGGCAAUCGGGCAUAAUCUCCCGCAGCAGCACUUUCAAUAAUCGGGAACAAAACAUGAAUGAUCAGUGUGUUUCAAUAGCUUACAAAUUGUGCAUUUAUAUAAAAGUCAACAACGAUCAGAUAGUGAGGGGGAAAAAAGUAUUUGAUCCCCUGCUGAUUUUGUAAGUUUGCCCACUGACAAAGAAAUGAUCAGUCUAUAAUUUUAAUGGUAGGUGUAUUUGAACAGUGAGAGACAGAAUAACAACAAAAAUCCAGAAAACCGCAUGUCAAAAAUGUUAUAAAUUGAUUUGCAUUUUAAUGAGGGAAAUAAGUAUUUGACCCCCUGUCAAUCAGAAAGAUUUCUGGCUCCCAGGUGUCUUUUAUACAGGUAACGAGCUGAGAUUAGGAGCACACUCUUAAAGGGAGUGCUCCUAAUCUCAGCUUGUUACCUGUAUAAAAGACACCUGUCCACAGAAGCAAUCAAUCAAUCAGAUUCCAAACUCUACACCAUGGCCAAGACCAAAGAGCUCUCCAAGGAUGUCAGGGACAAGAUUGUAGACCUACACAAGGCUGGAAUGGGCUACAAGACCAUCGCCAAGCAGCUUGGUGAGAAGGUGACAACAGUUGGUGCGAUUAUUCGCAAAUGGAAGAAACACAAAAGAACUGUCAUUCUCCCUCGGCCUGGGGCUCCAUGCAAGAUCUCACCUCAUGGAGUUGCAAUGAUCAUGAGAACGGUGAGGAAUCAGCCCAGAACUACACGGGACGAUCUUGUCAAUGAUCUCAAUGCAGCUGGGACCAUAGUCACCAAGAAAACAAUUGGUAACACACUAUGCCGUGAAGGACUGAAAUCAUGCAGCGUCCGCAAGGUUCCCUGCUCAGGAAAGCACAUAUACAGGGCCGUCUGAAGUUUGCCAAUGAACAUCUGAAUGAUUCAGAGGAGAACUGGGUGAAAGUGUUGUGGUCAGAUGAGACCAAAAUGGAGCUCUUUGGCAUCAACUCAACUCGCCUUGUUUGGAGGAGUAGGAAUGCUGCCUAUGACCCCAAGAACACCAUCCCCGCCGUCAAACAUGGAGGUGGAAACAUUAUGCUUUGGGGGUGUUUUUCUGCAAAGGGGACAGGACAACUUCACCUCAUCAAAGGGACGAUGGACAGGGCCAUGUACCGUAAAAUCUUGGGUGAGAACCUCCUUCCCUCAGCCAGGGCAUUACAAAUGGGUCAUGGAUGGGUAUUCCAGCAUGACAAUGACCCAAAACACAGGGCCAAGGCAACAAAGGAGUGGCUCAAGAAGAAGCACAUUAAGGUCCUGGAGUGGCCUAGCCAGUCUCCAGACCUUAAUCCCAUAGAAAAUCUGUGGAGGGAGCUGAAGGUUCGAGUUGCCAAACGUCAGCCUCGAAACCUUAAUGACUUGGAGAAGAUCUGCAAAGAGGAGUGGGACAAAAUCCCUCCUGAGAUGUGUGCAAACCUGGUGGGCAACUACAAGAAACGUCUGACCUCCAACUGAUUGCCAACAAGGGUUUUGGCCCUGUGUAGCUCAGUUGGUAGAGCAUGGCGCUUGCAGGGUUGUGGGUUAGUUUCCCACGGGGGGCCAGUAUUAAAAAAUGUAUGCACUCACGAACUGUAAGUCGCUCUGGAUAAGAGCGUCUGCUAAAUGACUAAAAUGUAAGUACUAAGUCAUGUUUUGCAGAGGGGUCAAAUACUUAUUUCCCUCAUUAAAAUGCAAAUCAAUUUAUAACAUUUUUGACAUGCGUUUUUCUGGAUUUUUUUGUUGUUAUUCUGUCUCACUGUUCAAAUAAACCUACCAUUAAAAUUAUAGACUGAUCAUGUCUUUGUCAGUGGGCAAACAUACAAAAUCAGCAGGGGAUCAAAUACUUUUUUCCCUCACUGUAACAAAUUAUUAUUUAGCCUAUAACAUUCUUUAACCUCUUAAAUGUAAUAGCAAAAGUUAGAUUUCCGCCUAAAUAGACAUACCCAAAAGUAACUGCUAUUCAUGUGUAAUUACAUGAUUCUGACAUGCCAAAACUAGGAAAGAAGACAUCUGGGAAAUAAUGAGGAUCAGAAGAUGGAUAGGAGUUACAUAGUUCAGAAUACACAAGAUCAAGCACACACAAAAUAACAGUUUUCUUAUUUUUAAAGUAAUCUUUCAUUGACAAGCUAUAAGUGGAUUAUUGAUGCCCAGAGCUGGAAACACAUCAGAUGGCUUCCACAACAUUUACAUUUAAAUUUUAGUCAUUUAGCAGACACUCUUAUCCAGAGCGACUUACAGUUAGUGAGUGCAUACAUUUUCAUACUGGCCCCCCGUGGGAAACGAACCCACCACCCUGGCGUUGCAAGCACCAUGCUCUACCAACUGAGCUACAGGGGACUAAUAUCAGGAAAAAAUGGGAUUGAUAGACCUAACAACUAGAAAUGGGCAGAUGUUUUAGUGUUGUCAGGUGUGGUCACGGGACGUUUCCAAGUGUCCCUAAACCUCUCCAAAGUGGCAUAUGUCUGUGAAUUAGAUAAUUCCACUGCUAUUACAUAUUGGCAAUCCGUAAAUGCUAUUUGUUCAGUAUAAAAACACAAUUUCUACCAUAUCAACCUCACUCGAACAUUGUGGUGGUGUUAUGGGGUAUCCAGGGUACAUGUCCUUUCAACCUCUCCAAAGUGUCUGAAUGUGGUAAUUGCACUGUUUUUGCACACUUGAUAUGCCUAAAAGUUAUUGUUCACUAUAAAAACAAAAUUUUUACAACACCAACCUCUUUCAAACAUUGUGGUGGUGUUGCGGGACAUACAGGGAAUAUCCAAGUGUUUUUUUUUCAACCUCUCCAAAGUGCCUGAAUGUUUAGCCUAGACAUAUCCAAUGUAUUGGUCCCACAUACAAAUGAACUGUUUACAAAAACAAUAUAAAAGCAACAGAUAUACAUUUUAAAAAAUUAUGUCUUAUCAAACACAAACUUGGUUACACACCUGUUCUUCACUAAAAAAGGUGCAAAAAUAUAAAUAAGCGGAACUAUUUACAAAUGGCAUUCGUGUUCGUUUUACAUCCCAGGUGUAGAUGAUUAGAUUUCACUUUCACCGUAGCUUGUGCAUGUUGUAAAAGUCUUUGAAGCAGUCCCUCUCUGCCAGGAAACAAAAAGCGAACUGGGAUUUCAGAAAGAAGAUCGACAUUUCACGCUUUUUUCCCCCCUGUGUUUUGUGCAAUACUUGCAGUUCUUCCUUUUUGUCUUUUGGCAUGUGUGUUGGAUAGUGGGGGGGGGUCUUGUGAUGGUUGAGGUUGCUUUGGGCCCCCAAUUCAGCCAUUUCCAACACCAGCUGCUCUCGGAAGGCCAACUGGGAGAGAGGGGUUUGACCUUUUGCUUUGGCCAUCUGCUUGUGGAGAAUGAAAGCAUUUACUGUAGCAAUGUCCACAAAGUGGUAAAAAAAAAGUAUUAUACAACUUCCUGGUCUUGUGGAGGACCUGGUAGUAGCAUAUCAUAGCAUCAGAUAGGUCGACACCCCACGUGUUGGCAUUGUAGUCCUUCACAGAAACAGGAAUGGGGACAUUCUUCCUUUUUCUCCCUCCUUGAGACAUGGUCGUUAUUGAAUGCCUUCUACUGUGUGGUGAGCAUGGUUACUUCCCUAGUGUUCUUCCAUUUCACAAAAAGCAGCUUGUUAGUCCUGAUCCAACGUAUGGUCCCCCUCUCCGCUGUCUUUGUCAUGUUGUUUACCUUGGUCUUGGGGAAACCGAUUAUUUUAGGACGAAUGGUGCCACAAGCCCCUAUGUUCUUUUUGAAGAGGUCUAUGAAAAUUGAAUGUAGAACCAUCAGACGGGGUGAUUUACUUAGUAGUGGGGGGUGAAGACCUUGACCGGCGAGGGCGCUUGCUGGGCAGGUGUGGCUCCCAAACGUCAGCAUCCAAAUAGUCUGCAUCCUCAGCUCUGUGGUGAAUAAAAUAGAGAAAUAUUGUUGUAAGACACAGAAUUACAGUUGACUAAAUUUACAAAAUGACAUUACUGUAAAGUAAAAACACCAAGCCUAAACUUUAUCUGUACAGUGACUCACAUAGGUGUGACGCACACACACAAUGCAAACAGUAACACUUUGGAGACAAAGGCAGAGGUGAGAACCACAAAUAAACAAAGGCCAUGAGAGGAUGAAACUCAGAACAGCAAACCGUGAACUAAUAUAAAACAUAGACAAUAACUACUUUGGAAUUAUAUAACGUUGAAAUUACUUGUUACAUAGGCCUAUAAACUAAAUCCAAAGCACAAAAAGCAGACAAUUUAUAAAAAACGAAAUAUAUAUAUAUAUAUAUAUAUAUACACACACACACAGUAAAUUAGCUAUGUAAAGUCAUGGAAAUAAUUUACUUACAGAUCUAAAAGUGAAUCCAAUUUGGUCAGGUCUGCUGGCUCACCUUUAUCAUUCGGCCUGAAACCAAAGAACUGCCAAACAGGCAAAGACGUGCUUUUCUUUCCCACCAAGUCAGCCAUAGUUUUUUAAUGAUUUAGCAUAAGGCAGUCUGAAACUGUCGGAAAGUAGCCUAAUGGAAGAAAGAAUGUUGCAAAUACGCUUACCCAGAUCAAGAUUAAAUGACAAUCAGUCUACACCAGGGGUGUCAAACGUCCGGCCCGCAAACGGGUUUAAUCCGGCCCGCGAGAUGAUUGGCGCAAUAGCAAUUGUGUUAAGCAAGCAAACUGUUUAUACCGGGGCAGAGCAAGUAGGUCAAGCACGUGCAGCCAAUGAGCUACUUUGUUUUACCCACGAUAUUUAUUACGGCUUCUACUUUUAACAUUAUGUGCUUUGGCACCCUCAUUGCCCCAAUAUGUCUCUGUCAAAAAAGAGAAAAGUGGACGCAGAGUGCAGAGUGUUCCAAGAAAAAUGGUCAUCCUAUUUAUUCACGGAAUUGAAUGGGAAAGCUGUAUGUUUGGUGUGUUCAGAGCAUGUUGCAGUGCUGAAAGAAUAUAACCUUUGUCGCCACUAUGUGAGUCUUCAUGCCGACAAAUAUGACAACUUUCAAGGACAGCGGAGAUGAGAGAAGGUGAAUGAACUGUUGGCGGGUCUGAAGAAACAGCAGUCUGUGUUUACUCACAGCCGAGACAUCAGUGACGCUGCAGUGAAAGCUAGCUACCUCAUUGCUAAUGAAAUCGCAGUGGCUUCAAAACCAUUUAGUGAGGGUGAAUUUGUAAAAACAUGCAUGAUGAAGGCAGCGGAGAUUGUGUGCCCUGAAAAGCGGCAGGCUUUUGCAAAUAUCAGCCUGACAAGAAACACAGUUGCAGACAGGAUUUCCGAUCUUUCAGUGGAUUUGGACAGCCAGUUGAAGCAAAAAGUAAAGUCAUUUAUUGCGUUUUCGGUUGCAAUUGAUGAAAGCACGGACAUUAGAUGUUGCACAACUGGCCAUUUUCAUCCGCGGAGUUGAUGACACAUUGACCGUCACCGAGGAGUUCGUGGAGUUGGUGCCGAUGACAGAUACAACGACAGCAGCUGAUAUUUUUACCGCACUCGUCGGCGCGCUGGACAGGGUCGGAGUGGACUGGUCCCGCGCUGUCAGUCUGGCUACAGAUGGUGCGCCCUCAAUGAUCGGGAAAAAAGCAGGCGUUGUGACAAAGUUCAGAGAGAAAGUGCAAUCUGCAAAUGGAGGACGUGAUUUUUUGACUUUUCACUGUAUUUUGCACCAGGAGGCUUUGUGUUGCAAGUCAUUAAAGAUGGAUAACGUCAUGAAGGUGGUCAUCCAAACUGUUAAUUUCAUCCGAUCCAGAAGCCUGAAUCACCGUCAGUUUGACAGCCUUCUCAGAGAGAAAGACCACAUCUAUGGCCUGCCAUACCACACUGAGGUAAGAUGGUUAAGCCGAGGUGCUGAGGUGUUUCUUUGAUUUACGAGAAGAAAUUGAACAGUUCAUGGAAGAAAAGGGCAAACCAGUGUUAGAAUUUCAUUCUGCAGAAUGGAUGCAGGACCUUGCAUUUAUGGUGGAUGUUACAGAGCACCUGAAUAACUUGAACAAACAGCUGCAAGGGCGCAACAAAGUUGUCACGCAGUAUUAUGACAGCAUACGUUCUUUCAAGUUGAAGCUGUCAUUGUGGGAGACGCAACUUGCCGGUGGUGAUGCAGCUCACUUCCCCUGUCUGAAAAAUGUGUGCGCGACCCAACGUGGCAGACAUGAAGCGGUUCAAAGAUAAAAUAACGGGACUGUUACGGGAGUUUGAGCAACGCUUUCAGAUUUAUGUUUAUGUUUUUAUGUUGAUGUGCUAUUGUUUUUAAUUGUUUUAAUUUUAUUUGUAUAUUUAACCUAUUCUUGACUCUGUGGUUCUUGCACUUGUUUGGGGAACAGGAUUUCAUUAUUUUUAUCUACAUUUCUGCCUGAGAAAUGACACCCUGAUAUAGUUCUGUGAUAUACUUCUGUGAAUCACUGAGGCAUUGUGUGUUUGUGUGUUCUUUGUCCUCAGAACUUUCAAAUAACUUGAGGUGUUUUAUGAUUAAUAGUGAUGUUGUGCUUUUGGACACUGUCCUCAGGCUCCAGCUUUAUGUUUAUGUUUUUAUGUUGAUGUGCUAUUGUUUUUAAUUGUUUUUUAUUUUAUUUGUAUAUUUAACCUAUUCUUGACUCUGUGGUUCUUGCACUUGUUUGGGGAACAGGAUUUCAUUAUUUUUAUCUACAUUUCUGCCUGAGAAAUGACACCCUGAUAUAGUUCUGUGAUCUGUGAAACAGUUCUGUUAAUCACUGAGGCAUUGUGUGUUCUUUUUCUUUAGAAUUUUCAAAUAAACUUGACGUGUUUUAUGAUUAAUAGUGAUGUUGUGCUUGUACUAUUUUGGACACACUGUCCUCAGGCUCCAGCUUUAUGUUGUAUGUUGAUCGUAUUAAAACAAAGAAAACAAUCUGAAGUUGUUGUUCUUAAGUUAUAUAUACCAUGUGGCCCUGAGCUAAAAUGAGUUUGACACCCCUGGUCUACACUAUUGUGUAUAAUAUUUUAAAGUAGGCUAAUAUAACUAAUAUGAAUCAUAGCUCUUCCAAUUUGAAAAUCAUGCUGCCUAGACUAGAUUUAAAAAUAAAAGUAGGUCAAACACUGUUUAGGCCUAGCAAUGUGUCCUUUAUAUUGCGUUCUUCCUGCCAAUUGACCCCUCUUGGAGCAACGCGAUACAAUAGACGAUACGAUUGUAUUUCAAUGAUGUUUGGACAGGACAAUGGGACGAUGUGUCAUUCCAGACAUCGCCCAACCAUAGCAUGUAGCCUGAUGUAUAUUUUUCCUUUACCCAUCCCUGCUUGACCUCUGAUCCCUGGUGUGUAGACCUGACACUCAGGCGGCCCGUAUGCUGAAGGGGGUGAUGAGGGUCGGCAUUCUGGCCAAGGGCCUGCUGCUCAACGGGGACAGGAACGUGGAGCUCAUCCUGCUGGCUGCCAAGAAGCCCACCCUCUCUCUACUGAACGACAUCGCUGAGCAGCUGCCCAAAGAACUGAUGGUAAGAUGAUUAUCAGCUUCCCUUAAGUGGAAUCAUAUCUUUUGGGAUCCACUGUGUAUGAGAUGGAGGUGGGGUUUUCUACAUGCAGUUGGAUUAUACACCAGAAAAUAACACAUCAACCAUUAUAAGGAACAGUUAGGGACUUUUCCCCAUCUUUGAUGCAAUUUGGUCAAAAGAGGAAAUCUGAUUUUCAUUAUAAAAUGACAAACCACAACUCUUGACGUCAUGUCAUGUCAUGAGGUUGUCGUCAGGGCUGCACCAACACUAGAAAAGGAACGUACUGUAAGAUCACACUGUAUCAUUAAUGAUUCAAGGAGAGUGGUUUCCCCUCUGUCUGUACUGCAGAGCUCAGUUCAUAAACCUGCAAUCUUAUUUGAACAGUAAAACAUGUAUUUGCAUCUGUGGUGCCUGAGAUGCCAAGAGUAGUGCUGAUGGGACACAAUACCAGUCUGUGCCUUACCAGUGGUCACAACAUCUAGACUACAGAUGGGCAUCAAGACUAUUCAAGAAGAAACAGUCAAUGAAAGGACCUAUACCAAAAAACAUGGGUUAAAAUAGUGUUUGUUUUCUUUCAUAUGCUUUAGCUUACGCUUGAUUGCGCUAUGAGCUUGUCUGGCACAAUGGAAUAGUCAACAAAAAUGAUUGCUGAAUUUCACAUUUGGCACUCCAGCAGGUUCAAUUAAAUGUCCAAAGCAUUUAAAAGAAAACAAAUACUAUUUGAACCCAGGCUUUAUAACAAAUGAAAUGUGUAUAUUAGACUGUGGUGUGUGUUGCAUUUCCUUCCUCCCUCUGAAUUCUGGUAUAAUAGUGUUUUUCAUCAGAAGUGCUUUUGACUGAUCUUUAGUGCCACUGCCUGGUUAUGAGUCAUGACACAUGAACCCUACAGAGACUAGGGCUAUAGUUAAACAUGUACUCCCCUAAGGUUACAUAAGCCAUAAAAAUAAACGUGUUUUAUAGAAUUACUGUCUCUUAAACAUUUGUCCACUUGCAUAAGAUUAUCUAAAUGGGCCUUUUUAAAAGCUAAAUGCAGCUAUUGAGAAAUGAUUUGAAUUUCUGCCCCCCAGCCCAAAAAGAUUCCCCCCCCCCCCCCCCUCUAGUGAGUAAUCCAAAGUGUCCUUUUAACCGGCAGACAUUUUCUGAAGAUCAGUAUGAGGUACAGGCUCACCCUGAGGAAGCCAACAUCGUGAUUUUUUCGAGCAAGGAGCCAAAAAUGCAGGUCACCAUCUCUCUAACUUCGCCACUGAUGAGGGAGGACCCUGCCCCUGAGAAGGAGGAAAAGGCAGGAGACAAAGCGGCUGAGAAAGGUUAGAGAAGCCAAGCUUUCAGUCCAAUAAAUGCACUGUAUGUCUCCCAAAGCUCAUACUCAACAAAAAGAAGAAGAAAUGGGACUUUUAACCAAGCCCAUAUUGAUUUUCAUCCAAAUGUGGUAGAUAUCGUAGAAUAACACUUUUGUUUCUCCCCUCCCGGCCUCCGAAGGUAUGAAGUAAAUUGACUCGCCCAUUCAUUUCUGUCUUGUUUUAAUUUAUCCAUUAUUUCCAGUACCAGUAGUCCUUCUGUUUUCCACUUUACUUUCUCCGACAUGGAAAUCUAAAGCAGGGCUCUCCGACCUUUCUAUGCCAUUUGUGUGUGAAUGUGUGUGUCUAUGGACACAUGCCCAGGUGAAACCAUGAAAAACAAUGGAAGUGAUAAACUAUACAAAGAUAAUGCCCAGGGAUGAGUGUGCGUCUAUUAACAUGACAUGCAGGAAUAAUUGUAUCACUUUUGAUAUACAUUUGAAUGUUAUUUUGUUCCUAUUAAUCUCCAUCUAGGCUAAUGUCAAUUUCCAUAAUCUUAUCAACAGUUAGUCAAUAGUUGCUAAUGGAGUUUUAAGAGAUCCCAUGACCAUCCCUCCAUCUCUCAUCCCUGUUAACUGAAACGGCAUCAACAAAGUAUUGAUUGACAAGGUGUUGGAGUGUCAUUCUAUCCCCACACAAUGGUCUCUAUUGAAGUUGGGACUAGAUUAUUGAAUUGAUUAGUCUGCUAUACAGUUAAACCCGUCGCAUUGCGGCAUACUCUUAGAACCAUUGUGAGAUGCAAAACACUCCCUCACCUAUGUGAGCUGAUCUCACCUUUUUCUAUCACUGUAAAUACCCUUACUUGGAAAAGGUUUCAAAUUAUAUUUCCCAUUGCUUAAGUUGUGGUGUUUGGGUUUGUUGAUCAGUAUGUCCGCCUGUAUCAGCAGACCUUGGCAAACAUACAGUAUGUACAUGCAUUUCCCCCUGUAACAGAGGCGCUAACAUCUACCACUCUUGCCACAACAGUCUCUAGGAACAUGGAAAGCCCUAUUGUACAACUGUAGCUUAUCUUGUGAAAUUACAUUUAGCCACAGCUCUAAAUGACUAAGAAGUUACCAUUUGGCAUUCCAUAUGUCUAUUCAGUUCAAUAUGUAUAUUGAUAAAUAGCAUGAUAUGGCAAUGGAUGCAUUAAGAACAUCAAGUCCCAAAUUGAAUGCAUUAUUGGCACAUUUUCUUACCAUGGAAGUGAUUUGUGGUAAAACGGUCUAUGACCUAAUAGUUGAAUUACCCUGUUUGUCAUAUUUUGUUAAUCAACACAUCCAAUGCAAUCACUUAAUAUUUCCUCCUGACUUUCUUUAUCUCUGUUAUUACCCAUAACUCAUGAGAAACUGGGUGAAACAGUACUGUAGGUGGCUCUGAUGGACACAUUCAUAUGAGUGAUAGAGCAGUAAUCAAUGAGCCAGUGUGUUCCUCCUAUCCUACUGUAGGGGUGCCUGAGAAAGACCCUCCUGAUGUUCUGAACCGAAGGAAGUGCCUGGAGUACCUAGCUGCUCUGAGACACGCCAAGUGGUUCCAGGUAAAGAGAAUAUGUACAAUGGCAAACAACAUGUUCACUCCUAAGUAUCCCGAGUCCCAGAUCGUGACUAAGACAGCAAUGGAGUUGGCAAGACAGCACAAACAGAUCUGGGACAGCCUAAUGCCUAAGUACUGAGUCCCAGAAUCUUCAUAAACAUGAUCCAUAAACAGGGCCUAGGUAAAACUCCAGGCCCUAGUUAUAGCUUGUCUGUGUAUAACAGUGCACUGUAACAGGUGUUGACUUGUCUUUUGUGUGUGUGGUAUCUACAGGCUCGUGCCAACGGUCUUCAGUCCUGUGUGAUCAUCAUUAGACUGUUACGUGAUCUGUGCCAGCGAGUUCCAACCUGGGGCAAGAUGCCAGCCUGGGUGAGGAUGUUCUGUCUCAAUGUUCAGCUUUUUUAACUAAGCUAAUUGACGUUAAAGUUCUUAAUUGUGUGUUGUGUGUCUUACGUGGUGUGUGUGGACUCCCUGUGUUCAGGCUAUGGAGCUGCUGGUAGAGAAGGCCAUCAGCAGUGCCACGGGGCCCCUCAGCCCAGGGGAAGCCAUGCGUAGGGUCCUGGAGUGUAUUGCCACGGGCAUUCUGCUGCCAGGUGAGGGAGUUUGCUAGUAUUAUUUGUUAGUAUUGGUUAGCCAGGGUGGGAUCACCCCACAUUUACUGCAGUUCUGUUUUGCCCCACCUGGAACCUCUUUGUUCUCUAGUGCUUCCUACUGGUCAUUCAGGGUCCAAGGAAAGAAAUAAAGGGGAAACUUGAAUUUUGAACUGUACAGUGUGCUUUGUCAGCGGUAUACAUAGCUAGCAGUGUUACUUUACAUUCUUGAAGCAGAAGUUGUUCAGAGCGGUGGUAUGUAAGCAGUGAGUGGAACAAUAUAAAUAAUGUAGCAGUAGUCAUAUAUAUAUACAUACAUACAUACAUACAUACUGUCUUGCGAAAGUAUUCACCCCCCUUGGCAUGUUUCCUAUUUUGUUGCCUUACAACCUGGAAUUAAAAUGGAUUUUUGGGGGGUUUGUAUCAUUUGAUUUACACAACAUGCCUACCACUUUGAAGAUGCAAAAUAUUUUUUAUUGUGAUACAAACAAGAAAUAAGACAAAAAAACAGAACUUGAGCGUGCAUAACUAUUCACCCCCGCGAAGUCAAUACUUUGUAGAGCCACCUUUCCAAGCAAUUACAGCUGCAAGUCUCUUGAGGUAUGUCUCUAUAAGCUUGGCACAGCUAGCCACUGGGAUUUUUGCCUAUUCUUCAAGGCAAAACUCCUUCAAGUUGGAUGGGUUCCGCUGGUGUACAGCAAUCUUUAAGUCAUAACACAGAUUCUCAAUUGGUUUGAGGUCUGGGCUUUGACUAGGCUAUUCCAAGACAUUUAAAUGUUUCCCCUCACACACUCAAGUGUUGCUUUAGCAGUAUGCUUAGGGUCAUUGUUCUGCUGGAAGGUGAACCUCCAUCCCAGUCUCAAAUCUCUAGAAGACUGAAACAGGUUUCCCUCAAGAAUUUCCCUGUUUCUGAUUUUUUUUAUUUUUAUAACCCAACCCUGAUCUGUACUUCUCCACAACUUUGUCCCUGACCUGUUUGGAGAGCUCCUUGGUCUUCAUGGUGCCCCUUGCUCGGUGGUGCCCCUUGCUCGGUGGUGCCCCUUGCUCGGUGGUGCCCCUUGCUCGGUGGUGCCCCUUGCUUGGUGGUGUUGCAGACUCUGGGGCCUUUCAGAACAGGUGUACAUAUACUGAGAUCAUGUGACAGAUUAUGUGACACUUAGAUUGCACACAGGUGGACUUUAUUUAACUUAUUAUGUGACUUCUGAAGGUAAUUGGUUGCACCAUAUCUUAUUUAGGGGCUUCAUAGCAAAGGGGGUGAAUACAUAUGCACGCACCACUUUUCCUUUAUUUAUUUUUUAGAAUAUUUUGAAACAAGUAAUUUUUUUCACUUCACCAAUUUUGACUAUUUUGUGUAUGUCCAUUUAUAUGAAAUCCAAAUAAAAAUCCAUUUAAAUUACAGGUUGUAAUGCAACAAAAUAGGAAACACGCCAAUGGGGAUGAAUACUUUUGCAAGGCACUGUACAUACAGUGGGGAAAAAAAAGUAUUUAGUCAGCCACCAAUUGUGCAAGUUCUCCCACUUAAAAAGAUGAGAGAGGCCUGUAAUUUUCAUCAUAGGUACACGUCAACUAUGACAGACAAAUUGAGAAAAAAAAUCCAGAAAAUCACAUUGUAGGAUUUUUAAUGAAUUUAUUUGCAAAUUAUGGUGGAAAAUAAGUAUUUGGUCACCUACAAACAAGCAAGAUUUCUGGCUCUCACAGACCUGUAACUUCUUCUUUAAGAGGCUCCUCUGUCCUCCACUCGUUACCUGUAUUAAUGGCACCUGUUUGAACUUAUCAGUAUAAAAGACACCUGUCCACAACCUCAAACAGUCACACUCCAAACUCCACUAUGGCCAAGACCAAAGAGCUAUCAAAGGACACCAGAAACAAAAUUGUAGACCUGUACCAGGCUGGGAAGACUGAAUCUGCAAUAGGUAAGCAGCUUGGUUUGAAGAAAUCAACUGUGGGAGCAAUUAUUAGGAAAGGGAAGACAUACAAGACCACUGAUAAUCUCCCUCGAUCUGGGGCUCCACGCAAGAUCUCACCCCGUGGGGUCAAAAUGAUCACAAGAACGGUGAGCAAAAAUCCCAGAACCACACGGGGGGACCUAGUGAAUGACCUGCAGAGAGCUGGGACCAAAGUAACAAAGCCUACCGUCAGAAACACACUACGCCGCCAGGGACUCAAAUCCUGCAGUGCAAGACGUGUCCCCCUGCUUAAGCCAGUACAUGUCCAGGCCCGUCUGAAGUUUGCUAGAGUGCAUUUGGAUGAUCCAGAAGAGGAUUGGGAGAAUGUCAUAUGGUCAGAUGAAACCAAAAUAUAACUUUUUGGUAAAAACUCAACUUGUCGUGUUUGGAGGACAAAGAAUGCAAAGAACACCAUACCUACUGUGAAGCAUGGGGGUGGAAACAUCAUGCUUUGGGGAUGUUGUUCUGCAAAGGGACCAGGACGACUGAUCUGUGUAAAGGAAAGAAUGAAUGAGGCCAUGUAUCGUGAGAUUUUGAGUGAAAACCUCCUUCCAUCAGCAAAGGCAUUGAAGAUGAAACGUGGCUGGGUCUUUCAGCAUGACAAUGAUCCCAAACACACCACCCGGGCAACGAAGGAGUGGCUUCGUAAGAAGCAUUUCAAGGUCCUGGAGUGGCCUAGCCAGUCUCCAGAUCUCAACCCCAUAGAAAAUCUUUGGAGGGAGUUGAAAGUCUGUGUUGCCCAGCGACAGCCCCAAAACAUCACUGCUCUAGAGGAGAUCUGCAUGGAGGAAUGGGCCAAAAUACCAGCAACAGUGUGUGAAAAACUUGUGAAGACUUACAGAAAACGUUUGACCUGUGUCAUUGCCAACAAAGGGUAUAUAACAAAUUAUUGAGAAACUUUUGUUAUUGACCAAAUACUUAUUUUCCACCAUAAUUUGCAAAUAAAUUCAUUAAAAAUCCUACAAUGUGAUUUUCUGGAUAUUUUUUUCUCAUUUUGUCUGUCAUAGUUGACGUGUACCUAUGAUGAAAAUUACAGGCCUCUCAUCUUUUUAAGUGGGAGAACUUGCACAAUUGGUGGCUGACUAAAUACUUUUUUUCCACACUGUACAUACAUACAUACAUACAUACAGUUGAAGUCUGAAGUUUACAUACACUUAGGUUGGAGUCAUUAAAACUUGUUUUUCAACCCUCCACAAAUGUCUUGUUAACAAAUUAUAGUUUUGGCAAGUCGGUUAGGACAUCUACUUUGUGCAUGACACAAGUAAUUUUUCCAACAAUUGUUUACAGACAGAUUAUUUCACUGUAUCACAAUUCCAGUGGGUCAGAAGUUUACAUACACUAAGUUGACAGUGCCUUUUAAACAGCUUGGAAAAUUCCAGAAAAUGAUGUCAUGGCUUUAGAAGCUUCUGAUGGGCUAAUUGACAUCAUUUGAGUCAAUUGGAGGUGUACCUGUGGAUGCAUUUCAAGGCCUACCUUCAAACUCAGUGCCUCUUUGCUUGACAUCAUAGGAAAAUCUAAAGAAAUCAGCCAAGACCUCUGAAUAAAAAUUGUAGACCUCCACAAGUCUGGUUCAUCCUUGGGAGCAAUUUUCAAACGCCUGAAGGUACCACGUUCAUCUGUACAAACAAUAGUACGCAAGUAUAAACACCAUGGGACCACGCAGCCGUCAUACCGCUCAGGAAGGAGAUGCGUUCUGUCUCCUAGAGAUGAACAUACUUUGGUGCGAAAAGUGCAAAUCAAUCCCAGAACAACAGCAAAGGACCCUGUGAAGAUGCUGGAAGAAACAUGUACAAAAAUAUCUAUAUCCACAGUAAAACGAGUCCUAUAUCGACAUAACCUGAAAGGCCGCUCAGCAAGGAAGAAGCCACUGCUCCAAAACCGCCAUAUAAAAAAAAGCCAGACUACAGUUUGCAACUGCACAUGGGGACAAAGAUCGUACUUUUUGGAGAAAUGUCCUCUGGUCUGAUGAAACAAAAAUAUAACUGUUUGGCCAUAAUGACAAUCGUUAUGUUUGGAGGAAAAAGGGGUUUGCUUGAAAGCCGAAGAACACCAUCACAACCGUGACGCACGGGGGUGGCAGCAUCAUGCUGUGGGGGUGCUUUGCUGCAGGAGGGAAUGGUGCACUUCACAAAAUAGAUGGCAUCAUGGGGAAGGAAAAUUAUGUGGAUAUAUUGAAGCAACAUCUCAAGACAUCAGUCAGGAAGUUAAAGCUUGGUCACAAAUGGGUCUCCCAAAUGGACAAUGACCCCAAGUAUACUUCCAAAGUUGUGCCAAAAUGGCUUAAGGACAACAAAGUCAAGGUAUUGGAGUGGCCAUCACAAAGCCCUGACCUCAACCCUAUCGAAAGUUUGUGGGCAGAACUGAAAAAGCGUGUGCGAACAAGGAGGCCUACAAACCUGACUCAGUUACACCAGCUCUGUCAGGAGGAAUGUGCCAAAAUUCACUCAACUUAUUGUGGGAAGCUUGUGGAAGGCAACCCGACACGUUUGACACAAGUUAAACAAUUUAAAGUCAAUGCUACCAAAUACUAAUUGAGUGUAUGUAAACUUCUGACCCACUGGGAAUGUGAUGAAAGAAGUAAAAGCUUAAAUAAAUCCUUCUCUCUACUAUUAUUCUGACAUUUCACAUUCUUAAAAUAAAGUGGUGAUCCUAACUGACUUAAGACAGGGAAUUUUUUACUAGGAUUAAAUGUCAGGAAUUGUGAAAAACUGAGUUUAAAUGUAUUUGGCUAAGGUAUGUAAACUUCAGACUUCAACUCUGUAUAUGUAUAUAUCUAUCAGUUUGAGUGAUUUGUGUUCCUUUUCUCAGACGGUCCUGGGCUGCUGGACCCCUGUGAGAAAGCCCAAACCGAUGCUCUUGGGAGCAUGACCAAGCAAGCCAGGGAAGACAUUACUGCCAGCGCGCAGGUACUAUCACUACCACACUCACCAUGUGAUUGGGCAUAAUCAACAGUAACUUUUGGAAGACUACCACCUUAGACUGGGAAACGGGGCGGCAUGUAAAGAAAUCAUGGAUAAGCUAUAUGGGUACAGAUUCACUUAACUUAAACCCCCUUGUUAUUAUGCUAGUUCUGUUUACACUCCAUUCGUGUUUGAUUUUCACACAUUGAUAUGUGUGAGAAGGGAAUGUUUGAAGUCCACUGAUUGACCUCUCCUCUCUCUGGUUCCAGCAUGCUCUGCGACUGUUGGCGUUCCGUCAGAUCCACAAGGUUCUGGGGAUGGACUCCCUGCCGGCGUCCAAGGCCAGCGCUCGGAACCGCAAGCGCAGACGGGACGGGAGCGAGACGGGAGAAGGAGAGGGGGAGGGCAAGAAAGACAAGAAAGAGGAUGCAGAAGAGGUGGAUGCUUGAUCUCUGCCAGAGCAGCGUUAGCCUGGGUGCCCGUCUGGUUCUGCUUCUAAUGUUGGCAUGAGAAUGAUAGUGGAGUAAAGCAGAAACUGACUGGCACCCAGGCUAGAGCAGGUUAGUAGUCUAUACUGGCAGAAUGUCACAUCCUUUACGUUUAUUUUUAUUCUCAAAAUCUAUAUGAAUAUAACUGACUUAGUCGUAACAUUUCUGUCUCCCUAGAGGGAGGAGAGAAUGGGAGGGGAAAGGUAAAGAUUAUUUACUGUAAUUCUCUCCCAGUCAUUCUGUACUGUAACAUACUGUAGAUGUGCUGAAAAUUGGCUUUAACGUCACUGACAUUUCAAGGAGUUAAUGACUGAUAGCCUGAUCCCAGAUCUGUAUGUGCUUCAGGCCAACUCCUCUUCAUGUAUUUAUGGCAUGAAAACGAUCGUCAGAGGAGUCAACGAUCGUCAGGAGUUUGCUAAAGCACAUACUGAUCUGGAACCAGGCUAAAUGAUUGCAUCAUUCCAUUUCCAGAAUAUUUGCCCACUCAGCUACUGAAGCCCUCCCAUUUUCAGUACCUGUACCAACCACUGUUACUUACCAUUGUCUUCUAUGUACUGUAAGUACUCUUACAUGGAUGCCUACAUUGUAACAAAGCCCUUUUAGCUUUUUUUUCCUGCUUUUCUUAUUGAAGACGAGCUUUAAUCCUAUACUGCACAGGCUAGUUCAAGUGUUUUAUUAUAUACCGAAGACUGCAGGAGUUCCUCAUCUAGGUGCAUGAAUUGAGAUGAGUUCUGUAGAUGUGGAUGGGUUUUGCUGAAGGGUCCGGGGUGAAGACCUGUUACUCAGAGGUUUUAAAUACAAAGACAUGGGUAAAUUAAAGUAUGUUUUAAGAAUGUACGGUUCAUUGUGCCUAAAUUGCAGGCAAUGACAAAUACAAUUCUAAAGCUGUAAUGUGAAGAAAAACACGUAGAAAACAUUGCUCUUUGAAAAGCACUCUCCGUAUAGUCUAUAAAGAUGCCUAUACAUUUGUCAGACACCUGAAAGAAAAAAAUCUGCUUUGUACAAGAUGUGAUUGCACCACAAAACACUUUUAAAGCUUAAAGGAAUCACUGGGUAAUAGAAAAUGUUUUGUCUAAGAGUUGACUGAUAGCUCAUACAGUAUGUUGCACAGUCUAAGUCUAGCAUGCUGAGAGAAUGAAGCACUUAUAAAAUGACCAUGAUGUUAUUAUAUGCAGCCAUAUUUUUAUGUAAACUUGCCUAUUAACAAUCUGUUUGUGUUACUGGAGGAAAAUGUCUUUGGUGAGUGAGAACUAGAAGUAUGGAUAUCUACUGAAAUUAUCAAGGGAUACCAGUCUUAAGACUUUCUUCCUUGUGCCUGCAUGGUUUUGUGUCUAGGAGAUGUCGUAUCUAUGGACUGAAGGUUCUAAAAGUGGAACAUUUAAAGCGAAGAUCUUAUUCACAUACUGUAUCUUUGUGCAUUAAGAUUUUGUAAGAAGCGGUUUGUGCUUUUCAUAUUGACUUCAUCUACAAAGAGCAUCUUCACAGCACCCAUUUUAAGUUUUGUUUUUAUCUUUGCAGGAUGUUGCAAUUUACUUUAUUGUUAAAAGGAGAGUUAACGUUGCUGUAAUAUUAUUUGAAUUUCUUUGUAGUGGCGCCUUAAAUCAAGGAUGAAUAUUAAAGACUUAACCCAUGGUCUACUUUUCUGAUUAUGUGAAUAAUUGAUUAUUUUUGACAGAACUGCCAUCCCACACCUUGUAAAAUGUGUUGCCAUUCAUGUAGUCCCGUGUAGCUCAGUUGGUAGAGCAUGGCGUUUGCAACGCCAGGGUUGUGGGUUCGAUUCCCACGGGGGGCCAGUAUGAAAAUGUAUGCACUCACGAACUGUAAGUCGCUCUGGAUAAGAGCGUCUGCUAAAUGACUAAAAUGUAAAAAAAAAUAUGCCACUGAAAAAAUGGUCCGCGCUUCCACAAAGGAGGAAUUGUAUCGUAUCGCACCCCUCUGAUAUAUUGAAUAUUCAUGAAUGUAAAGAGAGCAGCAAUCAAAUGAGAUGGGCUAAUUCCAUUGAAUUCUACAGUCUGGCAGAAAUGAGUGUUUGAAUCAGGAAAAUGUCCUCUCACAACCUCUACAAGCCAGAAUGUUGAAUAAAAUUCUUAUUUUAACAUACUUUACCAGUUGUCCAUGCGGUUGGCCCUUUUGGCGGUAGGAAUGUUAGACCAAUAUAUCCACAAGAAAGUAUAAUUACAUCAACUUUUCAAAGCGCUGGUAGUGUGUUACGAUUUCUAUUACCUGAAACGUGCACAAGAAAAAAAAAACAUGCGCAUGCCUCAGGUGAUGGAAAUCUGAACGCACUACCAGCGCUUUGGAAAAUUGAUGUAAUUAUACUUUCCUGUGGAUAUGUUGUCUCACAUUCCUACCGCCAAAAGGACCAACCGGUAAAGUACGGUAAAAUAUACAUUUAUUCAACAUUCUGGCUUGUAGAGCCAGAGGAAACUUUCCUGAUUCAAAUGAUAAUUUCUGCAAUUCAACGUCGGGUUUCCAGGCAAGGUGGUGAGUAAUCAUUGAAGCGCUGGCUAGUAUUCGAAGAUGCGUUUUUGAUUAACUUACAACACACAACCUCUUAUGUUCUUGUCAUCGGAACUUUUAACUGCAUAAAGGAAUUAGGAAGUAGCUAUUUCUACCGCGAUUCUCGUUGUUACUAAAUAGCCUGUAAUGCGACGCGCCGGGGCAAUUGGUCACUGGCGUCCUCGCCCAUUCCACAAAUCGAAACUGCGAUGAGAAAUGUGACCGAUCGAAUCCUAAUGCUGAUCAACAUUGUGAACAAAUGUAGUGUUAUUGGUAAGUAACAGUUUCAGCUCACUGUUAUGGCUUCACUUGUGUUCUCAUUAUCAGGAAAUAAAUAGUCUUAGUUCAUACGUCAAUUGCUACAGCUCUCCAAAUACCUGCAUGUUAUGAGCACUCAUAUGUCUGGACCAUAUUACAGUUUGCUUCAUUGCUGAGCCACAGGUAUCUGACUGCCAUAUGAUGUCCCACCUUGAGUGGUCUGUUUUAAUGCUGUUGCCUAUUUAUUUUCUUAUAUUUAACUGAUCCUUCAAAUAGGGUUUCUUUUUUUAGGAAUGUAUAUAUUUUAAUGACUUGGAAUGGAGCAGUGGUAGGCUACUGUUACUCUAACAUAUUGUUUAUUUAGCCUACUAUUAUUGCUAGAAUUGUGUUAGAAGUUUUCCAGAUGGUGUUUCUCAUAAGACAUUUGCUCUCCUUGAACAGGUGUUCUUGUUACUGAUGAAUUUACAUCCAUCCAGACUUAUUCUUGAGGAUGGCAACGGUAUGUAUCAAUUGUAUGUCCCGGGUCAAUAACUGUGAGAUAAAAUCAUUAUUUCAUGACACUGCAUGGCUUGUUUAUCAGUUUGUAGGAAAUAGUGACUCAUUCCCUCCUGAGAAAUAACUGGUUAAUUUACAUUUUUAAAAUGUUUAGUCAUUUAGCAGACACUCUUAUCCAGAGCGACUUAGUGCAUACAUUAUUUUUCAUACUGGCCCCCCGUGGAAAUCGAAUCCACAACCCUGGCAUUGCAAACGCCAUGCUCUACCAACUGAGCUACAUCCCUGCCGGCCAUUCCCUCCCCUACCCUGGACGACCCUGGGCCAAUUGUGCGCCGCCCCAUGAGUCUCCCGGUCACGGCCGGCUACGACAGAGCCUGGAUUCGAACCAGGAUCUCUAGUGGUACAGCUAGCACUGCGAUGCAGUGCCUUAGACCACUGCACCACUCACUUAAUUUACCACCAUGUCUGAACUUAAAUUUUAGUUGGAGUUUCUGAGCAACUGAUGCUGUAAAUGUCAAAGUUGCCUUCUCUAUCUCCCCCUUAUAGAAGAGUUUGGCGUCCGGCACACAAUGUGUUUCCAAGAGUGACCACAGCAAACCUAAAGCUGGUGAACUGGCCUACUGCAAAGGAGACAUCCUCACUAUUGUGGAAACAGGAACGGUACAUAAUGACUAUGUUGUUAUUCUAUGGUCAGAAAAGGGUCUCAGGGGCCCUCGUUGCACACAAUGUACUUUCCAAAAAUAAUAAUCCAAACUUGCCCCUGCUCUUUGUGUACUGUCUGCUCUGGUGGGGGCUCUAUAAAUACAAUUGAGAUGAAAUUAAUCUAUUUGCAUGAUUCUACUGAAUGCUAUUCUGAUGCUGUUUUCUAGGGGAAAGGACAUUACAAGGCCAGACACAACACCACAGGAGAGGAAGGACUCAUCUCUUCCACCAACGUGCGAGAACGAGAGGCCAUUCGCGUCAACCCCAGUCUCAGUCUCAUGCCGUAGGUCUAUUUAAGGCUAUGCGUCUGGACUUCUAUAUAUAGACCUAUAUUACAAUACACCUACUUUAUAGCAUACAACUAUAGUACAAUUAAGAUGGAAGAUUUGAUCCAGUUUGGUUAGCUCUGAGCUAGGGCCAGGUGGUUUUCCUGACCUUGAGACAACUCCUGGCCCUUUAUGGAAUAUCUAUCUAAUCCCGACCAAUAACUCUGUUGGUCCAUGCUAGCUGGUUCCAUGGGAAGAUCUCAGGUCCUGAGGCGGUGUCCAAGCUGCGGCCUGUGGAGGAUGGCCUGUUCCUGGUGCGGGAGUCCAUCCGUCACCCUGGUGAUUACGUGCUCUGUGUCAGCUACUCCAGCCAGGUCAUCCACUACCGAGUCCUCUACCAGGACAGCAAACUGACCAUCGACAAAACCCAGUACUUCUACAACCUCUUAGACAUGAUAGAGGUGAGGAGGAGAUAGAUUUGUUUGAUUUAUUUAUACAACUUUUAUUUAUCAAGGUUAAUCUCAUUGAGGUAAAAUCUAUUCUGUAAGACAGACCUUAUUGAUAGGGUCAGGAGUUUAUAUAUUGAAAAUUAGCUGGACGUGUUGAGAUAUGUGUAUACAGUGCAGACCUUUUAAUAAACAGGUUAACAUUCGUAAGGCCACGAGGCCAGACGGAAUUCCUGGAUGCGUGCUCGGCGCAUGCGCUGACAGAUGGCAAGUGUCUUCACUGACAUUUUCACCCUGACCCGUUCUGUAAUACCAACUUGUUUCAAGCAGACCACCAUAGUCCCCGUGCCCAAGAACGCCAUGGUAACCUGCCUAAAUGACUAUCGCCCCGUAGCACUCACAUCUAUAGCCAUGAAAUGCUUUGAAAUUCUGGUCAUGGCUCACAUCAACACCAUCAUCCCGGACACCCUGGACCCACUCCAAUUUGCAUACCACCCCAACAGAUCCACAGAUGACGCACACUGACCUCACACACCUGGACAAAAGGAAUGCCCGUGCAAGAAUGUUGUUCAUUGACUACAGCUCAGCAUUCAACACCAUAGUCCCCUCCAAGCACAUCACCAAGCUAGGGACCCUGGGACUCCCUCUGCAACUGGAUCCUUGACUUCUUGACGGGCCGCCCCCAGGCGGUGAGGGUAGGCAACAAUACAUCUGCCGCGCUGACCAUCGAUACUGGGGCCCCUCAAGGGUAUGUGCUUAUUCCCCUCCUGUACUCCCUGUUCACCCACGACUGCGUGGCCGCAGGAAACGGCGGGGCGAGCACACACCCAUCCACAUCGAUUGGGCUGUAGUGGAGCGGGUUGAGAGCUUCAAGUUCCUCGGUGUCCACAUCACUAAGGAAUUAACAUGGUCCAUACACACCCACACAGUUGUCAAGAGGGCACGACAGUGCCUCUUCCCCCUCAGGAGGCUGGAAAGAUUUGGCAUGGGCUCUCACAUCCUCAGAAGUUCUACAGCUGCACCAUUGAGAGCAUCUUGACUGGCUGCAUCACCACUUGGUACAGCAACUGCAAGGCACCCGACCGCAAGGCGCUACAGAGGGUGGUGAGUACGGACCAGUGCAUCACUAGGGCCGAGCUCCCUGCCAUUCAGGACCUCUAUACCAGGCGGUGUCAGAGAAAUGCCCAAAAAUGUGUCAAAGACUCCAGCCACCCAAGCCAUAGACUAUUCUCUCUGCUACCGCACAGCAAAUGGUACCAGUGCACCAAGUCUGGAACCAACAGGACCCUGAACAGCUUCUACCCCAAGCCAUAAAACUGCUAAACAUGACUGCUAAGUAGCUAAUCAAAUGGCUACCCGGACUACCUGUAUUUACCCUUUUUUGAACUCACACAUAUUACACUGACACCACAACACAUACACACACACACUACAAACGCCCACACCUGCAUACGGAUGUCACAAACACACACUUUCACACCACGCUGCUGCUACUGUUCCACAUAUGCUGCUGCUACAGCUCAUUCUAUUAUAUAUCAUGUUGUCUAGUCACUUUACCCCUAUAGCUACCUCAAUUACCUUGUACCCCUGCACAUCGACUCAGUACUGGUACUCCCUGUGUAUAGCUCUGCUAUUUUUACUCGUUAUUCGUUAUUCACUGUGUAUUUAUUCCUCGUGUCACUUUAUCUUUAUCUUUAACUCUGUAUUGUUGGAAAAGGACCGGUAAGUAAGCAUUCACUGUUAGUCUACACCUGUUGUUUACAAAGCAUGUGACAAAUACCAUUUUAUUUUGAGGGUUUCCUUACAAAUAUCUUGCCUACGGCAUUAUACUGAGGAGCUAAUGUUCAUAAUCACAACAGGGAGCCUGAUCACACUGAAUUUGAUUUGAACCACAUUGAAAGGAACUGUCGUUUACUGUUUACAGUUUAAAAGAAAGACUUAAGUCCCAGCAGACCUUUUAAUGUUAAUCUAUAUUGAGCCUGUGAGUUUCCGAGCUAUUGGAAAGCACAGCCACAAUGGUGUUUGGAGAUGUGAGUGACUGUAAAGACUAAAGAUGGCUCACCACUCCCUUAUCUGUGGAGCACAGAUGUCUUUAUCCCUGACUCAUAUCGCUGGCUAACUCUUGUGAGGAAAUAAAGGGAGAAUCCAGCUGCUCCCUGACACCCACAGCUGAGGGCAGGACUAUUCGAUUUAAAAAUAAAACAAGUUUGUUGUGUACAGUUCUUUUUGAUAGUACUAAAUUGGUAUAGUUUUAGAAUGAAUAACUAACAGUAAAUACUGUACAUACAUUCAGUAUACUGUAUGUGGCCCCUACAUACACUUGUGUCGUGAGUUCUAGCAACCAACUUAGUAAAUAAAAAACGAGCCUCUUAAGUUUGCGACAGAUAUAUUUUGUAAAUCUAUCUCAAACGGCACGUCAUAACAGUAGUCAGGACAUUAACACCUGCCCCUUAUCAGCUGUGGUUAGUGCACUGUGGCUUUGCAGUGCAACUAAAGAAGAAAAGGCUUAUGUCCUGACUACUGUUAUGACGUGCCGUUUGAGAUAGAUUUACAAAAUAUAUCUGUCGCAAACUUAAGAGGCUCGUUUUUUAUUUACUAAGUUGGUUGCUAGAACUCACGACACAAGUGUAUGUAGGGGCCACAUACAGUAUACUGAAUGUAUGUACAGUAUUUACUGUUAGUUAUUCAUUCUAAAACUAUACCAAUUUAGUACUAUCAAAAAGAACUGUACACAACAAACUAUCGAAUAGUCCUGCCCUCAGCUGUGGGUGUCAGGGAGCAGCUGGAUUCUCCCUUUAUUUCCUCACAAGAGUUAGCCAGCGAUAUGAGUGGCGCAGUGGUCUAAGGCACUGCAUCGCAGUGCUAACUGUGCCACUAGAGAUCCUGGUUCGAAUCCAGGCUCUGUCGCAGCCGGCCGCGACCGGGAGACUCAUGGGCGGCGCACAAUUGGCCCAGCGUCGUCCAGGGUAGGGGAGGGAAUGGCCGGCAGGGAUGUAGCUCAGUUGAUAGAGCAUGGCGUUUGCAACGCCAGGGUUGUGGGUUCGAUUCCCACGGGGAGCCAGUAUAAAAAAUAUAAAAAUACAUUUUUAAAAAAUUUAAAAAUGUAAUCACUAACUGUAAGUCGCUCUGGAUAAGAGUGUCUGCUAAAUGACUAAAAUGUAAAUGUAAUGUAAUGUAAUGCUCAGCUCGCUACCAUAACAUCAUUUUCUCCAAAAGUGUCAAUGACAGUAUAGUUCAGUCUCUGUUUUAAUAUAAGCUGUCACUAAUGGCUAUCUAUGCAGUUCUACUCCAAGCACAAGGGAGCUAUCGCCACCAAACUUCUAAAGCCCAAAGAGAAGGAGGGAACCAAGUCAGCUGAGUUGGAGCUGUCUAAAAGUAAGAGCUUGGCCUUUACCGUCUCAUGAUGUGUCAGAGUUGGCCUCCUCAAGGCUCAUCGAUUCCUUCCUGGUUGGGGGCUGCUGGGUAUUUUGUGGGUGUAAGGGUGUGUCUCACUUCUUUCUUUUGAAGUGAGAGCGAUAAAGAAUGAAAAGCUACUUGUUUUAGACUGUUGUCUCUGUGUGUGUCACAGCGGGAUGGCUGCUGGAUAUCAGGAAGCUGACCUUGGGAGAGAGUAUCGGGGAGGGGGAGUUUGGAGGUGAGACUGCAAUGUCUUAUUGUGAAUGUUUUAAAAUGAACCGUAAACCAUUCUAACAUUGAAUUGAACCCUGAUUCUAGAUGUUACAGGUUUAAUUGACAGUCAUCCUUUUGUCCAAUAGCCGUGUAUGAAGGAGACUACAUGGGCCAGAAGGUGGCAGUAAAGAACAUUAAAUGUGAUGUAACGGCUCAGGCAUUCUUAGAAGAGACCACUGUUAUGACGUGAGUCGAGAGUAGCGAGACAUGUUUUCUUGAUUAACUUAAUUGAUUUAAUUAAAUGGAGGAAUUUCUAACUUCCUUUAUUCCUUCCUUCAUUUUAUGCUUUCUUUCUUCCUUCCUUGUUUCCUUCCUUCCUUCCCUUCCUUCCUUCCUUCCUUGCUUCCUUCCUUCAUUGAUUGUUUUUGAUCUGACUCUCCACUAGGAAAUUACAGCAUAAGAAUCUGGUGCGGUUGUUGGGGGUGAUCCUACACAAUGGACUGCACAUCGUCACAGAGCUCAUGGCCAAGGUACUGCUGCUGUGACUUCAGUACAGUCAAUCUGUAGUCACAGUCAAUCAAGACUAACAAAUAUACUAGGAGUAGACUUCAUCUCAGUCCAGGAGACAGGCCCUAAUAGCUUGUUGAUGCAAAACAAUUGUAGCAAACACACAAUUAGGGACUAACUUAAAUUACACAACUCCUAUCCAACUGUAUUUCUCUUUAUUUGUGUGUUGCAGGGUAAUCUGAUGAACUUCCUCCGGACGAGGGGCCGUUAUGUCAUCGGCACUGACCAGCUACUACGCUUUGCACUGUGAGGCCAUAUCAUAGAAUUACAUAGAACUCUAUACACUCUACAUUACUACAAUCACACUGCUCUUUAACAGUCAACUCGUGUCCCUUAGUCAUUCAUAGCGGAUCCCAUGUUUGUAGGUAUAUACAGUUAAACGGCACUUCUUGGUACUCUCCCUGCCGCAUGACCAACUUUACAUUUGUGUCUAUUUCAGUAUAUAAGAGUGUGUGUGUUGUGUGUUCAGAGAUGUAUGUGAGGGUAUGGAGUACCUGGAGUCUAAGAGGUUGGUCCACAGAGACCUAGCGGCCCGUAACAUCCUGGUCUCCAACGAGGGCGUGGCCAAGGUCAGUGACUUUGGAUUGACCAAGUUGGACUGCAAUGCCUCAGACAAUGCUAAACUACCAGUCAAAUGGACAGCCCCUGAAGCCCUGAAGAAAGAGGUAUGAUCAUGUUUACCCCUCUAACAUCUAACGUUUAUCACGCUUACAGUACAGACUUAUGUGUAUUAACAGACUUAAAGAAUGCAUAAUUCAUGGGAAUUGUGUAUGACGGUUGGUUGGUGUCAGGGUUUUAGCCUAUGUCGUUAUCACACAGUACUUCUCAUGUCAAUCAACCAUCAUUGUUGUGAUUUUGCUACCUAUCAUUGAAUUGCUUUUGUGGUCAUGUGUGGUUGUCCUGCAGAAAUUCUCUACACGGUCAGAUGUAUGGAGCUACGGUAUUCUCCUCUGGGAGACGUUCUCCUAUGGUCGACAACCCUACCCUAAGAUGGUGAGUCCGGACUUUACUGAUCUUUAUGAACAGUGAUGUAGAAUUUUCAGUCACUGUGGCAGCACAAUGCACCAAAACUUAGUAUGAGAAAUGUGAACUGGUGUUUCGAAAAAUCAAUCAAGGCAGUCCGACCCAGUUGCUCACUUUCUUAUGGUGGUGUAAUGCGCUGAACAAUGGCAUGCCAUAGCUCUGUCAUUCAUGAAGCUGCAAGGUCCUCUGUUCUGACGCCAGUGUCGCAGCAGGUGUCCCAGAGGUCUUUUCCUGUGGGAGGAGAGCCACGGUAUAAUAAAGCUUAUUGAUUGCGUCAUCUGGAUACCUACGCCAGUCGUUUUUACCAGUGACAUCCUGGCACCAGUGCGUUUCUCCUAUUAUGGUUGGUCCUAAUGGAAAACGGGUUUGUUUGACAUUUUAUGCCUUUAUGACCCGUUUUCCACGUAUAUCAGCAGUGCUUUAUCCACUGAUGGACUUACAGUACUGAAACGAAAGAAACUUUGCCUAAGGUUAAAGGCCAUGUAAAUGUGUCAGGACAAGGAUUUGCACCAGACUCAUUUUAUCUCUCCUGAAUGGGAGUCGAGGGAAAUGAGGGGAUUUAUAAGCUUGGCUCUGGUCCGACUGUGUGUAGUUAUGUUGUACAAGUAGAGGACCCCUGUGAAUAGGUUUUAACCAUAUUUCUGUCCCAUGGUUUCUGAUGCGGUCAUAAACUGUAGUCUGUCCCAGACCUCUGUUUCUUUAGUACUACAUUUUAAUUGGCACUCAUUGUCACCAUAUGUGUUCAUUUGAAGAAAAACACCUUAGUCUUGGUGAAGCAGCACCGAUAACAAACUAUGCUGUGAUGACAGGGCAGUUAACUCUAGAGAAAUGGAAGGGUACAUUAUUUAUUUACUCCAUUCUUUAAAUUAUCUUUAUCCAUGCUUUAUCUGUUUGCAGGGAGUCUCAGUUACUCCCCACACAGGUAUGUAAAGCGGAGAAUCAAAGCAAUGGCACUAAGCAGGUAAUAAUGGCAGGGAUAAACCAGGAUUAGUGCUUGUAGGCCGCGUUUCUACGGCAACCGCUCCUGUUGGCAGCCAGCCAAAAAGAAGAACGAGGGGGUGGGGUGAGGAGGGUGAGAGAGUGUGUGUGUUCAUGAGUGUGUAUGUGUGUUUGUACAUGAAGGGGGGGAAGAGAUUAUGGAACUUGCACUCUCCUGUGACACAUAGUCUCACUGUCAAUCCUUUGUACCUGUCCAGCCCUAUCCCUGUUUGCCUGGCAGGUCAGGGAGAAUAUGAGGACAUGGCAUGGGCAGCCUGCGGGGGAUCAGCUAGACUGACUUAAAGCAUGCUUAGUGGUGGUUUAAUCAUAUAAUUAGAAUGAGUGACUCAUACUGCACUUGUUUAAUGCAGGAGAUUUAACAUACAAAUACAGUAUGUAGACUAAAUGCUGUAUGUUUGACCUUUUAUUUUGUGUCCACUAAAAAGUUAACUGACCCUUUAAGAGGGGAUGACAUUAUCUCAUGUCUCAUCUCUUUUUCUAUCUGUCUCGUUAUGUCUCCCUCCUCAGUCUCUGAAGGAGGUGAAGGAGCAUGUGGAGCAGGGUUACCGUAUGGAGGCUCCAGAGGAGUGUCCCCCCAGUGUCUACGCCCUGAUGAGGUGCUGCUGGGAGGCUGAGCCCAGGAAGAGGCCCUCCUUCCAUAAACUACAGGAGAAGCUGGAGAGAGAGCUGACCAAACACAGCCCUGGCCCUGGCUGCUGAAGUCACUUUAAUAAUCCUAUUCAAAUAACUAUUGUUCUUUGUUUUGAGCUGCCUGGAGCAGGGACAGUAACCUGGGCAGGUGGACCCAAGUGGUUACCGCUCGCUUCACAGCUUUCCCGGGAAACUCAAUGUAUUAUAGCAUCACACGGACGAAAGAGUAGCGGAUGAAGGAGUUCGCUUCUGCUGCAUGUUAUGUUUCUUUUUAAUGGAAUGAACUACUG
Messenger RNA from Coregonus sp. 'balchen', 36347 nucleotides. The record is from the annotation of a GenBank genome assembly. NCBI's taxonomy places the organism in Eukaryota, Metazoa, Chordata, Actinopteri, Salmoniformes, Salmonidae.